Molecule: messenger RNA, 9290 nt
Organism: Mesocricetus auratus (golden hamster)
Lineage: Eukaryota; Metazoa; Chordata; Mammalia; Rodentia; Cricetidae
Gene: Ikzf2
Product: IKAROS family zinc finger 2
Exons: 9
Coding region: 368-1996 (542 amino acids)
Biological process (GO): regulation of transcription by RNA polymerase II
Molecular function (GO): RNA polymerase II cis-regulatory region sequence-specific DNA binding; DNA-binding transcription factor activity
Source: RefSeq, a predicted model, not a curated record
GGGCGUCUGCGCGAUCCCGGCCGGCGGGGGAGAUGUGCUCGGGCUCCGCCGGAUCGGUUUCUCGGGGUUUGACCAGCUGUCCCGGGCUAACCCUGCUCCUCGCUGAAGAUGGAGGAAGUAAAAACAGGAUUACCCUUAGCUACAGAUCCACUGCCUUAGUUUCCACCACCAACUGCAGUGCACAAACACACGUUAGGCACAGGAAAGAAAGAAAGAGAGAGAGGGAGAGGACACACUAACAGUAAACACAAACAAAAGGGUGAUGGGAUUAUUUUACUGCAUGCACUGCUGAGCCCGACAUUGUCACCUCCUCUUUGAGGGGUUAGAAGAAGCUGGGAUCUCCCGACAGAGCUGGAAAUGGUGAUGAAUGUUUUUUAAUCAAAGGACAAUUUCUUUUCACUGCACUUUGACUAUGGAAACAGAGGCUAUUGAUGGCUACUUAGCAUCAGGUGACAAUGAGCUUUCACCUGAAGGGGAGCACGCCAAUAUGGCCAUUGACCUCACCUCAAGCACACCCAAUGGACAGCACGCCUCACCAAGUCACAUGACAAGCACAAAUUCCGUAAAGCUAGAAAUGCAGAGUGAUGAAGAGUGUGACAGGAAACCCCUGAGCCGCGAAGAUGAGAUCAGGGGCCAUGAUGAGGGGAGCAGCCUAGAAGAACCCCUAAUUGAGAGCAGCGAGGUGGCUGACAACAGGAAAGUCCAGGAUCUUCAAGGCGAGGGAGGAAUCCGGCUUCCGAAUGGUAAACUGAAAUGUGACGUCUGUGGCAUGGUUUGCAUUGGGCCCAAUGUGCUUAUGGUACAUAAAAGGAGUCACACUGGUGAGCGCCCCUUCCACUGUAACCAGUGCGGAGCUUCUUUCACCCAGAAGGGCAACCUUCUGAGACAUAUAAAGUUACACUCUGGAGAGAAGCCGUUCAAAUGUCCUUUCUGUAGCUAUGCUUGUAGAAGAAGGGACGCUCUCACAGGACACCUCAGGACCCACUCUGUGGGUAAACCUCACAAGUGUAACUACUGUGGACGAAGCUACAAGCAGCGCAGCUCACUGGAGGAGCACAAGGAACGCUGUCACAACUAUCUCCAGAAUGUCAGCAUGGAAGCUGCUGGGCAGGUCGUGAGUCACCAUGUACCGCCUAUGGAAGAUUGUAAGGAACAAGAGCCUAUUAUGGACAACAAUAUUUCUCUGGUGCCUUUCGAGAGACCUGCUGUCAUAGAGAAGCUCACGGCAAAUAUGGGAAAGCGCAAAAGCUCCACUCCACAGAAGUUUGUGGGGGAAAAGCUGAUGCGAUUCAGCUACCCAGAUAUUCAUUUUGAUAUGAACUUAACGUAUGAGAAGGAGGCUGAGCUGAUGCAGUCUCAUAUGAUGGACCAAGCCAUCAACAACGCAAUCACCUACCUUGGAGCUGAGGCCCUUCACCCUCUGAUGCAGCAUGCACCAAGCACAAUCGCCGAGGUGGCCCCAGUUAUAAGCUCAGCUUAUUCUCAGGUCUAUCAUCCCAACAGGAUAGAGAGACCCAUUAGCAGGGAAACAUCUGAUAGUCAUGAAAACAACAUGGAUGGCCCCAUCUCUCUCAUCAGACCAAAGAGUCGACCCCAGGAAAGAGAGGCCUCUCCCAGCAAUAGCUGCCUCGAUUCUACUGACUCAGAGAGCAGCCACGAUGACCACCAGUCCUACCAAGGAAACCCUGCCUUAAAUCCCAAGAGGAAACAAAGCCCAGCUUACAUGAAGGAGGAUGUCAAGGCUUUGGAUGCUACCAAGGCCACCAAGGGCUCUCUGAAGGACAUCUAUAAGGUUUUCAAUGGAGAAGGAGAACAGAUAAGGGCCUUCAAGUGUGAGCACUGCCGAGUCCUUUUCCUAGACCAUGUCAUGUACACCAUUCACAUGGGUUGCCAUGGCUACCGGGACCCACUGGAAUGCAACAUCUGUGGCUACAGAAGCCAGGACCGUUACGAGUUUUCAUCACACAUUGUUCGAGGGGAGCACACAUUCCACUAGGCCUUUUCAUUCCAAAGGGGACCCCUAUGAAGAACUGCACAGGAAGAAAUAACUGCACUUACAGUCCCACCUAUCCUCAGAUGGUGACACACUUUCUCCUUAACGCUGUCACUGUCUCUAAUUCUUAUUUUGUGGACAACGUGUCAUUUGCUCUGCCUAAUUACAUUAAGAAAGAAACAAGAGAAAAGGGAUGGGAUGUUCACUGAUGCCAUGGCUUGUUUAUGUUGUGGGCCUCUAGAGUAGUUCGUUUCUGCCAUGCAUCCAUAUUAAGGCCUUCCAUGCUUUGGGGAAUCAUUGGGUUCAUAGAGAUUCACCUAAAAUAUUCUGAUUUGCCAUUGAUGUUCAGGAUUGUGAUGAAAGACAGGAAAGCUUAGAGUUUUCUGGGUAGGACUUUGGCAAUUUGAAACGGUCUAAGUAAUUUUAUUCUCAAAGAUGUUUCAAAAUGUAAACCCAUUUUAUUUUCUGUCCUUAGAGAUCAUGGAACACAAACACAUUGUUAUUUUCAAUAACUGCUAGGAUGAGUUGACUUGUUGUGGGUUCUAUGUUUACCUCCCCUAUGGAAUUUGUAAUUCAGUAUGUUUUACACUGUAUCAUAUAGUAAAACUUUUAAACUACAGGUAGUUAAGGGCCACUGCAAUACAUCUGAGGUCCUUUGAUCUUAUUUUUCUAAACUUGCGCACUGUUUUUCCAUAGUUUUGAUGACUGGCAUUUUAUAGACACCCUGGCAGCCUUACUUUUAACACCUGUAACAAAUAGUAUUUUUAUGUAGUUUUCAAAAUAACAUAUGGCCUAAGAGUGGGUAAGAGGCAGUCAGUAAUUUCCAGGAAGAAUUCUGCUUUUCACAAUUUGAGAUUUUUUUCUUCUAAGUUGUAAUGCGAUGGCAGCCUAGUAUACAUAUUUGUUUCUAAAGGUGUGUUUACGAUCGUCACUUUAUCAUCAUUUAAUCAGUGUUAACCAGUCAGCAGAAAAGUGUCAUUAGGCUAACAGUAGGGGGAAAUCCCACUCUGAGAACCCUUUUCUGGUAUUUUUCUUCAAGCUGUGACCACUCAGUGUUCUAUCCAUAGUCCAUUCCUCUUGACUUUUGGAAUAGAAGAUCUUAAGAAGCCUGGCUACCGGCUGCUUCCUUCUAAAUCUUGGAGCAGGUAAUUGGACCUGGACAUGGUCACUUGAACCCUGGAAGGUCAUUCAUUAACUAGGGCUAUUUAUUCCACUAUUUCUUCAGUAAUAACAGUACUACCUUUGCUGCAGACAAAAGGGAACUUCUUUGUAACCUUAAUAUCACACUGCAGGUCAAACAAAAGAGCAACAAAAUUUUCUUUUACCCUUCUUGGAGUUGAGAAAGUGAUAGUCUUCAGGUAAAGGUCCUGCACUUUAAAAAAAGAUUUUAAAAAAUCAACUCUGUAAGUCCUUGUCAGAAAUGCAUCACAAUCCCUUAGUAGAGAAUUUUCUGUUUUCUCUUUAUUUGCACAGGGCAUAUACUUCCAUGUUUCAUGUGCAGGUUUUAAGUUGAUCUCUCUGAGUGCUUGGCUUUUUCUGUGGAGUCUACUGGCAUUUGUGAGUGGGAUUGGAGCACACUGUUCUCAAGUCAAUAGGGAGAAUGCAUUUGGCAGACAUACCUUGCUGCUUGUGUUUCACUAAACUAGCAUGACCAUGAUUGGAUUAUCUGAUAGCCGUUUGCAAAUGCUGAAGGUCUGCUAAACAGUAACAAUAAGUGUUCCAACAGACCCUCGAAUAGGAUGCUGAAGCCAUGGGACUGCGGUGUGACCUGGGUAGUAUCAGGAACUAUUUACUGAUGAGCAAGCAGUGUUCUCUUAACUGGCUUUGCAAGUUUCCAUCUGUUUGCUUGAAGAACUUUUUAGCUCUAACAUAGCUAGAGCUAGGUAGAAAAAUUCUGACUUAGCUCUUUGACUGAUCUCUAUCUUAGUUAUUUCUGGACAAAUGUCCAAAUGGAUCCCUUACUUGUAAGACAAUGCACCAAAAGAGAGAUAUAGCAAAUGCCAACUGCUUGGUUUUUCAUUUUCUGGGUUUUUUUUGCAUCCCUCAGUAAUUUGUGAAAACACAAUUUGCUCAGGGAGAAAGCGUCUUGUCAAGACAAUUACCCCCAGUUACCCUGCACACUCUGAAUCCUAAUGGAAUGGCAUUUGUGUUUAAAUGAGGUAAACAAUGUUAAGGCUUAUGAUUUUGUGUUUUUACUGCAAUUUAACAAAGCAUUUGGAUGUCUGUCCAUGUGUUCAUAAUUCUGGCCCUGUGAAUUUCUCUCUCCUCACACCUACUGUAUUAACAAUCAUGAUCUACCUGCCCUAGGAUUAAACUGAGUUUAGGUGUACCUAAAGAUUUGUGGACACCCCUUUUGAAGAUGGUACUAGCAUCUUCAAAAGGUAGUCCCUACCUUUCUAAUUCCAUCUUAGUGGAAAACCUGAUUUAGUCAAAAGAAUCAGCUAUGAAGGUGUAUCUGCUGUACAUAUACACCGGCAGUUUUUUUUUUUAAGAUGCAUGACUCAAGGUACAGAAAAAAAAAACAGAUGGCUCAGGUGUGACAGGAACAAAUGAGGACAAGGUGAAUUCAAACUUUCAUUGUAUGUCCACAAUGAAUUUUGUGGACAUAGUGCUGUUUGAGGGACUCUCAAAGACUUUUUCACCAAAGAGAAUAGGUGACACGGUAGCAUCCAAAAAUAAAUGUGAGGGCCAGAUACCAAAUAAAUCAAAUUUGCAUUAACACUUACAAGCCCAGUUUAUUUAGGUGAGAUUUAACAGUGGAGAAAGUACUUGAGGGGCAUGAAAAUGGGUUACCCUCUGCGUUUUCCAGUUUGGCAGAGAUUUAUCAGAUGAUUCUGUCCUAAUUUUGCCCAGACUUCUUCUUUUGUGGUCACCAGUUCUUUCUGCAGAAACACACUGCCUCUCUACUACUGAGAUGAAUUGCUGUUAGAAAGGCUUUCCAGAACAGUGACCAGCACCGUGAGAAGCAGAGAGAGGCACGAAGCACUAUCAUUCAAACAUUCCUUUGAGAGUUUUCUGAAGAAACGGGCAAAUGGGGGCUGACCGUUGAGAUUUAGUUUGAAGGGGCCUGUCUGGACUGUUUUAAUGCAUUACAGUUUGCAGGCACAUGUGUACCACACAUUCUUUUAAUGAAGAUUUAUGAAAAGAAGCGGUUAGCAUCACCAGAUGUGUUACAAAAGCUUAGAAUUAAGAGUACAGUUAAUACAUCAGCACUUAGGUCUACUUUACCAGGUUGUAUUAAGAAAUCCCGAAGUUUUCAGUGUGUCUUUAGGGCUGGUGGCAACUUAAAUCCCAUUUUUCCAUUAUCUACAUCUGUGGGUAGCGGUGGAGAGAGUUGACUGGUGAAAAUGUAAAGAAAUACAGAUUUUUUUUGAGAGGAAGAAAUGCAGGAAAUGAUUUAGCAACUUUGUCUUGUAUUUGUGCUUUUUGUGUCACAGUUGUGUACUUCACAAAACCUUGACUUUUGUGUGUCUUACAUUUUGACUUUGUAUUUCUCAAGUCUUACUUCAUCUUAUCUCCAAAAUGGUAAGUUAUGGUAGAAAGAUAGGCAGAGGAAGCCGUAUUGGACCAGGAAAGCUGCCCCUAGAUUCAGGACAGUGCCUAGACUAUCAGGAUAUCUGACUACACAUUUUUUAGCCCUGAAUUAUUCAUCUAUUAUAAAAUUGUAUAUUUGUGGUCAUCAUCAGUUAUAUUUCACGUUAUUUUAACAAGUACUGCCUGUGUGUAUUCUACAGUAAAAGCUCCCCAUAUUCAAAAGGGAAAAAAAUAAAGCAAGGGGUAAAUUUAAGCAUUGUGUAUAUAUAAAAGUUAUUUUAUGAAUAUUUUAGUCUUCCAGUUUCUGCAAAAUAAUUAAAAUAUACAGUAACUGGUCUCUUAAAUUCUAAAUUUAAUGUAUUAAAUACUUAAAAAUUUUGCAUUGGUGCCUUUUAAAUAUUCAUUGAGAGUGUUGGUGAGCUGUUUUAGCUAUACCACACUUUUACUGUGUAUUUUUAAAAAACACAUAAAAUUUAAAUACUCUAUAAUUCACCUUUGUGUUCUUAGCAAAAGAAAAAAAGAAAAAGAAAGGAAAAACUGCUAAAAGAAUUUCCAAACUUUCAGCUGAGCUGGCAAAAGUGACAAGAAAAUUUGAAACCAGAUUUUAAUCUUUUUAGCUUAAUAAUAUUUCUGAACACUAUUAUAUGAUAGAGAAGAAGUAGAAGGCAGAGUCACAUGACAGCAGCAAAUGGAAUUAUGCUGUGUUUUUGCUUUAUUCUUGAGGAAGAAUAUGUUUGCAUCACACAGGGUUUCUUUGUAGAAUUUGGGGUCAAUAAUUAUAGUAUUGUUUUGCAUUUCUUAUACCCAACUAGUGUUAAUCUAGUUUUGGAUCCUCUGACAUCUCACCAGUGGUUGGUUUAUGAAAUAAUGUGGAAAUACAGUGCAUUGUUUCUCCUUGAACAAAACAAAACACAGCACUUAUGUCAUAUAUCCCUUCUUGGAAGUGUCACCUCAGAUGUUUAGUACAGGGUUUGUCUGUCACUUUUAGCGUGUCUUCAACUAUGACAGCAGUUAAAAAAUGAGCUGCUGGUUGUAUAAAGUAGACAUCAUGUGACCAAGAAGCUGUAAUAAUGCUAGUGUUUCCUUCUGUCCUAGUAUACUCUUAAGCCAAAUUAAUGACACCUUGAAUAUUUUUACAUUUAUUACAGAGACCUAAAAUUUUGGAAUUUCCACAAGGUUUUUAUGUAACAUUCUAUUUCUAGUGGCUUUGUGUUCUCUUGCUGUACUGUGAGUUUGUGGGUAUUUUUUCAUAUGCACUCUUAGAAAUGAGUUCUUAAUUCUAUUUACGGUGUCUUUCUCCCAUAAUACUCCAUUUGUAUAUGUUCUGUACAAGUUUGUUAUAAAUUCACCUUUAUCCAUAUAAACAGUGGUACAUGAACUACUAGUUUCCUAAGGUGACUUUUAUAUUAUGAAUUAAUAUGAAAAUUUAGAGGUCAUAUGCUAAAUCACAGUAAGUACAGAAUAAAAACUUCCUAUGGGUACAAAUAAGCCAGUUUGCAGUGAAUCAGGCCUUCAGUUUACCUCACAUAACACAUAGUAAGGAAAUCUUGAACAGAUGGAGGCCACUGAAUCCACUACUAUGCACUUACUAGGAUAUCACUGAGUUUCAUUUACUGGAAAUGCAUUUUGAAAGGGAAUAUACUUUAACUGUAAUGAGAAAAGGAAUAUAGGUAGGGGUGGCUGAUAUUUGGUUGAUGUUUUGUUCUUUUUGAAAAGUUGUUGAAAUUACGAAACUGAUCUAAAAAAGGUUUUGGCUGUGGAGCACUUGAGAUUUUGUAUGUCGGUCAUGUGCCCCCUUCUGUAUGACUAAGUUGGGUUUUCACCUCCUUGGUUGUCACUUUGUCUCACAUCUUUGUCUUCGCUCUGUUCACAGCCCUUCCAUCAUUGUCUUUGGAUGUCUUUCUUGAUGCUCCUAAGAGUUGAAAGAGGGGAGUCAACUCUGAACCUCUGAUCCAUUAAGUCUUAAAAAUUUUUUUGGUAGUUUUAAUUAGCUCUAUAAUCUGCUGGUGUAUUUUUAUACUCAAGUGUAGUUUUGUAUUUUUAAAGCUUGGUUGGGUUGCGAUGGUAGCCUAUCUAAUUCUUAUUUUGCUUUAUUAUUAAAUAUGAAGCACCUAACAUGACUCCAGAGAUUCUGCAGAGUACAUGUCUGGUUCCUGUUUGCUUGUAUUUUAAAGAUAGAUAUCUGCCCCCCCCAACACUUAGAAAGAGGAUAAAAAUGUAGAGUCUUAACUUUCUUCCCCUUGCAGGGACAAGUGCUUUAGCAGUAAUAUUCCAGGCUCGGAGGGGGUCUCCUGGCCCUUUGCUUCCUCAAAUUUUAGACCGGGUGUUAUUUGCAGUUUCAGAAGGGUUACUUCCACUAUCUACUUUAACAGAUAUUCUUUCUGUCCAUAAAAGUGCAAUAUCCCUCUUGAAGUCUUAAAAACUAUGGUACUUCUUUUUUUUUUUUUUUUUUUUGACAUGUCUUCCUUUUGCCAAUGACAAAAGGAAACCGCUGGAAAUUAUAACAUGUCAAAGGACAUAACAAGCAAAGAUGAAAACCACUCCACUUUCAAAAGAUUAGAAAAUGUAGAAACAAAUGGCUUCUCUGACUUUCUAGAAGCUUCUUUUAGCCUAAAUAAACUUUGAAAUCAUGAGUGAGAAGUGUAUCUUGUCUUGAAAUCUGAACAGACUGGAUUUUUUUUCUCCCAAUCUUGCCUAAUGCUCUUAAGUUAAGUAACUAAUAUUUAAUGUUUUUAUUUCUUGUCCUUUUCGAAAAUAGCACUUCAGUCAGGUUUAAAUCCAUAUUACCUGUUGAAGAAAAAACUUUAAAUGUUUGAAGCAGACCUGUUUUCAUGCAGAUUGAGAAAUAUCUUUUGUGUCAUCCAUAUUUAUAUGCAGUGUGCUCUUUUCUUAUUUUUAAUACCUGUGUUCCUGUAGUAAAUCUGCUGUAGUGUAAAUACAUGUUUUGUUAAAAAGUUACCAUUUCUUUGACAUUUCUUUUGAAGGCAUUUACUGCAUUUGUACAGUAUGUGUCUUGGCUACUUACCUUUUUUUUUCUUUAACAAUACCAAAGGUAAUUAGACUAUUUUAAGGACUAAUUGCUUGUCAGUUUCUAGAAUACUUUGAUUUUUUAGAAGAAAAAAGGAAAAAAAUCAAACCAGUAAACCUCAUUUUUUCAAACUAAUAAUUUGGGGAAAUAAAAACUAUUGUUUAAAAAAGAAUAUAUAUAUAAAUAUCUGUAAAAUUAAAAUUCCAGACCUUGUGUGUCAGGUUUGCUCAGUGUAAUGUAGGGUUUUUGUUUUUGUUUUGUUUUUAAGGCUCAAAUACCUCAGAAAAUGGGGUUUACUGUGGAAAUAUUGCAACAGUCUCUGCAGCUGUGUGAGCUGUCACUUUGCUGCAUACUGAUUGGGAGACCUCCACUAAACAGUUUUAUCACUGCAGACUAAAAUGUGGGACUUUUCUUUGUUUUUAAUGCACACACAUACACGCUAUGUGCGUGUAAGUGGGUACUGUGUAUAUGUGUGUGAGUGUUGUAUAUGCAUGUGUGAACGUGUGUAUGUGUGUACAACUGAAGAAGCUGCAGAAACUUUGUAAUACUUUGUGAAAGGGUUAUAUUAUAAAGGUUUGUACUGUCUGAGUGCACAGCUACUGGAAUAAAUUUAGCCAAUCUCAGGAACAAGCAUAUAAUUUGUCCAAGAUUUAUUUCUUCUCAGAAGUGUAAGUGCAGUUUUUAAUUCUGUAUAUUAUUUAAUAUUUUACCAAUAAAAUAAACUUCUGACAGAAA